AUGAGACCUUGGCCCCCACCCACAGCUGGUUGAAUCCGGUGAGACUUCCUGAGACGGGGGCACUCAACUAAGCCACAUUCAAUCCCAGGUCCACAGAAAUUGUGACAAUAAAGGCUGUUGUUUGAAGCCACUAAGUUUUGGAGCAAUUGGUUAUGUUAAGCAGUAGGUAAUAGCAUAUGUCAUAACUACUUGUGUGGUGUGUGUGUCUGUGUGUGUAGAGGGACUACACACACCUAUAGCGAUAUCUAUUUUUAUUUCUGUCUCUAUGUGUUACAAACCAUGGGUGGGUUCCUACCGAUAACUCCAAUUUCAGUCCAGUGCUACAGGGAUUCAUUCUAACCUUCCCCACUUGCCGUAUUUGUAACCCCCUUCUCCGACAGUGAGAACCCCAGCUUCCAUUACACAAUCUAUUGAUGUACUUGUCGAGUCCUAGAAUCCUACAUUUCUGGGAAAUUGUAGCUUUCUCACAGGAGUUCACUAUUUAUUGAAAGUUCUUUUGUCUUUAGUCAAAGGCAUCUAGUCCAAAUACCGUGAACUUUAUGUUCUUCCAAAAACUAUAAGAAUAAAUAAAGGAAGCUCUCCCAGUUUCUCUGGGAGGUGAGGAGUGUGAUGCAAAAGGGCCGGCACGGUUCUUUCUAGACAGAAAAUGCUGCCUUCAGCCUUCUGCACUGAUCGUUAGAUCAUCCCGCUAGCAGAGGCCUCUGAGGGAGGGGCCGUGCUGAGUUUUCUCUUCUGGGCUGACGAUGUUCCCGCUUUCUUUCCACUCAUUAAAUUAUUUGGAGAGAAAAGUGGACGGUGCUGCUUUUUAAAGGCCCCUUGGGGAAGGUUCUAUUAGAAUUCUAGUCAUUCCCGUUAUUAAAAAAGAAGCCAAGAGACCAGCUGACUCUGAGAUCUCCCCAGAAAGGCUUGGUCUGGGUGGGGCUCACAAGUUCUUCCAGAAGGAUGGAGACCCAGAUUGGACCAUCUCUGCACAGCCGGGACUGGGGCCAGGACUCUUUGUGGAGCAAGAAAAGCGGCCUCUGUCCUUGACUUGACCUCGUUGGGGACAUCCUCGGUGACAUUGGGUUGUUGCUACCACCCUCCCAGGAGGCGGCAUCCUCAGAGAAAAGGGAGCCCCAGGUCAGCAUCACUGCCCAGGUGGGUGGGGGCAGUCGGGAAGUGUCUGUUCAGAUGGUUUGAGCUGACUUCCUGUUAAAGGCAUAUUACUUUUAUAAAAGUAAAAGAAUGAACUCUGAUGAGGGCUGGGGAAUACACCUGUCUAAUUUCUACUUCUUUCUCUCCCAGGGACAGAAAGCUUGGAUAGAAAAAACCUUUUGCAAACGAGAAUGUAUCUGUAUCAUUCCCAGCACCAAAGACCCUAACAGGUGUUGCUGUGGCCAGCUCACCAACCAGCAUAUUCCUCCUCUGCCAAGCGUGCCAUCCGGCAAAAGUGGGGAGGUAAACGAAGAGGUGGAGACUCAGCCCGAAAAAUGGUGUGUCAGCAAACACACCCAGAGCUACCCCACAGAUUCCUAUGGGAUGCUGGAGUUCCAGGGUGGCGGGUACUCCAACAAAGCCAUGUAUGUCCGCGUAUCCUACGACACCAAGCCAGAUUCGCUGCUGCAUCUCAUGGUGAAAGACUGGCAGCUGGAGCUCCCCAAGCUCUUAAUAUCCGUGCACGGAGGCGUCCAGAACUUUGAGAUGCAGCCCAAGCUGAAACAGGUCUUUGGGAAAGGCCUGAUCAAGGCUGCCGUGACCACCGGGGCCUGGAUCUUCACCGGUGGGGUCAGUACCGGUCUCACCAGCCACGUAGGGGACGCCUUGAAGGACCACUCCUCCAAGUCCCGAGGCCGGGUUUGUGCCAUAGGAAUCGCUCCAUGGGGCAUGGUGGAAAAUAAGGAAGACCUGAUCGGGAAGGAUGUCACAAGAGUGGACCAGACCAUGUCCAGCCCCGUCAGCAAGCUCUCUGUGCUCAACAGCGGCCAUACUCACUUCAUCCUCGCCGACAACGGUACCCUGGGCAAAUACGGCGCCGAGGUGAAGCUGCGGAGGCAGCUGGAGAAGCACAUCUCUCUGCAGAAGAUCAACACAAGACUGGGGCAGGGCGUGCCUGUCGUGGGCCUCGUGGUGGAAGGGGGCCCUAACGUCUUCUCCAUCGUCCUGGAGUAUCUCCGGGAGGACCCGCCCGUCCCCGUGGUGGUCUGCGACGGCAGCGGACGCGCCUCAGACAUCCUGUCUUUUGCACACAAGUACUGUGAAGAAGGAGGGGUAAUAAAUGAAUCCCUCAGGGACCAGCUUCUGGUCACCAUUCAGAAAACAUUUAAUUACAGCAAGACACAGUCGCAUCAGCUGUUUGCGAUCAUAAUGGAGUGCAUGAAGAAGAAAGAACUCGUCACCGUGUUUAGAAUGGGUUCUGAGGGACAGCAAGACAUAGAGAUGGCGAUUUUAACUGCGCUGCUAAAAGGAACAAACGCAUCCGCUCCAGACCAGCUGAGCCUGGCGCUGGCUUGGAACCGUGUGGACAUCGCACGGAGCCAGAUCUUUGUCUCGGGGCCCCACUGGCCGCCCCUGGGAAGCCUGGUCCCACCGGAGCAUAGCAAGGUCACCGAGAAGGAGAAGAAGCCACCCACAGGCACCACCAAAGGGGGCCGGGGGAAAGGAAAAGGCAAGAAGAAAGGGAAAGUGAAAGAGGAGGUGGAGGAAGAAACUGACCCCCGGAAGCUCGAGCUGCUGAACUGGGUGAAUGCUCUGGAACAAGCCAUGCUGGACGCCUUAGUCUUUGAUCGAGUUGACUUUGUGAAGCUCCUGAUUGAAAAUGGAGUAAAUAUGCAACACUUUCUUACCAUCCCGAGGCUGGAAGAGCUUUACAACACAAGACUGGGUCCACCAAACACACUUCAUUUGCUGGUGAGAGACGUAAAAAAGGGCAACAUGCCACCCGACUACCACAUCAGCCUCAUAGACAUCGGGCUGGUGCUGGAGUACCUCAUGGGCGGGGCCUACCGCUGCCACUACACCCGGAAGAGCUUCCGCACCCUCUACAACAACCUGUUCGGACCCAAGAGGCCGAAAGCUCUUAAGCUUCUGGGAGUGGAAGACGACGACCCUCCGGCCAAAGGGAAGAAAAAGAAGAAGAAGAAGAAGGAGGAAGAGGUCGCCAUCGACGUGGACGACCCUGCUGUGAGCCGCUUCCAGUACCCCUUCCACGAGCUGAUGGUGUGGGCCGUGCUGAUGAAGCGCCAGAAAAUGGCAGUGUUCCUCUGGCAGCGCGGCGAGGAGAAUAUGGCCAAGGCCCUGGUGGCCUGCAAGCUCUACAAGGCCAUGGCGCACGAGUCCUCUGAGAGCGAGCUGGUGGACGACAUCUCCCAGGACCUGGACAACAACUCAAAAGACUUUGGGCAGCUGGCUGUGGAGUUGUUAGACCAAUCCUAUAAGCACGACGAGCAGAUCGCCAUGAAACUGCUCACCUAUGAGCUGAAAAACUGGAGCAACUCGACCUGCCUCAAACUGGCCGUGGCCGCCAAACACCGGGACUUUAUCGCCCACACGUGCAGCCAGAUGCUGCUGACCGACAUGUGGAUGGGAAGGCUGCGGAUGAGGAAGAACCCUGGCCUGAAGGUUAUAAUGGGGAUUCUUCUUCCCCCCACCAUCUUGCUUUUGGAAUUUCGCACAUAUGAUGACUUGUCAUAUCAAACAUCCAAGGAAAAUGAAGACGGCAAAGAAAAAGAAGAGGAGACCAUGGACGCGAAUGCAGAUGACGGCUCCAGGAAGGGGGACGAGGAAAAUGAGCACAAAAAGCAAAGGAGCAUCCCCAUUGGGACGAAGAUCUGUGCAUUCUAUAACGCUCCCAUUGUCAAGUUCUGGUUUUACACAAUAUCGUACUUGGCGUACCUGCUGCUGUUCAACUACAUCAUCCUCGUGCGCAUGGACCGCUGGCCCUGUCUCCAGGAGUGGAUCGUCAUCUCCUACAUCGUGACCCUGGCGUUAGAGAAAAUACGAGAGAUCCUCAUGUCAGAGCCGGGCAAGCUCAGCCAGAAGGUCAAAGUCUGGCUGCAGGAGUACUGGAACAUCACGGACCUGGUGGCCAUCUCCACAUUCAUGGUGGGAGCGGUCCUCCGCCUGCAGAAGCAGCCGUACAUGGGUUAUGGCCGCGUGAUGUAUUGUGUGGACAUCAUCUUCUGGUACAUCCGGGUCUUAGACAUCUUUGGUGUCAACAAGUACCUGGGGCCCUACGUGAUGAUGAUUGGAAAGAUGAUGAUUGACAUGCUGUAUUUUGUGGUCAUCAUGCUGGUUGUGCUGAUGAGUUUCGGGGUGGCCCGUCAGGCCAUUCUGCACCCGGACGAGGAGCCUUCCUGGAGACUGGCCCGAAACAUCUUCUACAUGCCCUACUGGAUGAUCUACGGCGAGGUGUUUGCAGACCAGACAGACCUCUACGCCAUGGAAAUCAAUCCUCCUUGUGGUGACAACCAGUAUGACGAGGAAGGCAAGCGGCUGCCCCCGUGUAUCCCGGGCGCCUGGCUGGCCCCCGCCAUCAUGGCAUGCUAUCUACUGGUGGCCAACAUACUACUGGUGAAUUUGCUCAUCGCAGUUUUCAACAAUACCUUUUUUGAAGUGAAGUCAAUAUCCAACCAAGUGUGGAAAUUCCAGCGGUAUCAGCUGAUUAUGACAUUUCAUGACCGGCCAGUCCUACCCCCACCAAUGAUCAUUUUAAGCCACAUCUAUAUAAUCAUCAUGCGUCUCAGUGGCCGCUGCAGGAAGAAAAGAGAAGGGGACCAAGACGAACAGGACCGUGGAUUGAAGCUGUUUCUCAGCGAGGAGGAGCUGAAGAGGCUGCACGAGUUUGAGGAGCAGUGCGUGCAGGAGCACUUCCAGGAGAAGGAGGACGAACAGCGGGCAUCCAGCGACCAGCGCAUCCGCGUCACCUGCGACAGAGUUGAAAAUAUGUCCAUGAGGCUGGAAGAGAUCAACGAAAGGGAAAGUUUUAUGAAAACGUCCCUACAGACUGUUGACCUUCGACUUUCUCAGCUGGAGGAAUUAACCAGCAGAAUGGUGAACGCUCUGGAGAAUCUCGUGGGCAUUGACAGGUCCGACCUGGUACAGACUCGGUCCCGGGCUUCUUCUGACUGUGACGCAGCGUAUCUUCUAAGGCAAAGCAGCGUCCACAGCGCCGACAGCUGUGGCCUGGGCAGGUACCACUUCGCUGGCGAGGAACUGCUGUCCGAGGACACUUCUCUCUCCAUGUCCCCAGGCAGGGGCUUCAGGCAGAAAGCCUGCUCCUUCCAACUGAAGGAGAAGGACCCGAAGAGGUGCCUACAGGGCAGCCUGCACCUCUUGCCCGGCACCAGCUCGCCAGCGACACUGGACUGCAACCGGCAUGCGUUCGAUGACGUAAAACACGCCCCGGAGCCAAAAUUAGGUUCAGAAAUUGGGAUUUCAGCUGAAGGUGAGGAAAGGCAGGCCAACUCCAAAACAGAAGAGACUAUUUCCCCAGGUUUAAAUCAAACAGAUGUCAUGCCUGGACAGAACAAAUCAGAGUUUCGAAACACUCAGCUGACAACGGGAACAGCAAAGACAGAAGGCACUAUUUGCUAUCCCCUGGAAGAAACCCAAAUGGCACGCUGUCGCCCCGAUAAAACGUUCACUGUCUGUAAAACCCUGAAAUCCAGGAGCUUUGUGUAUUCCCGUGGGAGGAAGCUGGUCGGCGGGGUUAGCAACUGGAGUGCAGCAUACCCUUCCGCCGUGGACCAAGCGUGUCCCCAUCCCGUUCAGCAGUGGACCACAGAAUGGAAAUACCAAGUUCAGAAGAUCACGCGCUCUCGCAGUACAGACAUCCCUUGCGCUGUAUCGGAAGCUGCGAGGCAAGAGGAGCCGAAAGAGCAAUUUACAGGGAGCGAGGAUGGUAACUGUGUGUCGACAACAGGCCCUGGCAGCUCGCGUUUAUCUCCAGCCGUCCCUGACAGAACUGAAAAGGAGAAUUUACUGACUGUGAAACUACACCAGACUUUGGGCUUCCCAUCUUUAAGGUCAAAAAGUUUACAUGGCCGUCCUGGGAAUGCUAAAGCCACCGGGGGCCCGUUAGACAGAUCUGGACACGCAAGCAGCGUCAGUAACCUAGCAGUGGUGCCUGGAAUGCAAACGGAAGAACCGACGGCUGAGCAAGAGAAAACUCCCACAGAAACCGAAUGCUAACGUGUUCCGUUUCUUUGAACCUUAAAUCAAAACCACUGAUGAGUACACGCAGCCCAUCUAAACGUCAGCGGUUCCUGGAAACGUUUUCAUGAAAAAUAUUUGGCAAUUUGGACGUAUGAUUAAUUUAGAAUUUAAUGCACUAAAUUUAAAGUAAUAUUUGGCUAGCUUAUGUUAGUAAACCUAGGUUUUUGUAGUUGGGAUAGGAUCAAAUGGAAGUGACAAUACUCCAAUUGAGAUAAAUUGCUUAAUGAGUGUACAAGAUUCUACAAUCUAUUUCUAAGCACCACCAAAUAGCCUAAGAAAUACCUCUGGGUGCCACCAAUAGAUUACUUAAGGAGUAAGGAAUUGUGUAAGAAAGAGAAAUUAGAGAGAAAACAAAUGUGAAAAUAGGAGGGGCGGGGGAAAAGAAAAGUAAAAUCAUGAGGUGCAAGUGAAAAGUGGAAAGGAGCUAUAGUCAUGUCUUGUACGGGUUUUUGUUCGUCUUACGUUUUAAUGCUUU
Molecule: messenger RNA, 6667 nt
Organism: Rhinolophus ferrumequinum (greater horseshoe bat)
Lineage: Eukaryota; Metazoa; Chordata; Mammalia; Chiroptera; Rhinolophidae
Gene: TRPM1
Product: transient receptor potential cation channel subfamily M member 1
Exons: 26
Coding region: 1225-6168 (1647 amino acids)
Biological process (GO): protein tetramerization; calcium ion transport into cytosol
Cellular component (GO): membrane
Molecular function (GO): calcium channel activity
Source: RefSeq, a predicted model, not a curated record